UAUUUUGAUAUAAUGGUUCGCUCUAGUCCAAGUUGAAGUUGAAAUUUCAAGGGCAGGCUGUAAUGGAGAGAGCUUCGGUUUGUGAAGUGCAUGUGUCGCUGUGUGACGGACUAGAGUAUGCUGUGCAGAGUCGGAUAUGUCCGCAGGUGCGCUGCCACCUUGACCCCCAUCUUGGGUGCUGUGUCCUCCAGACAGAAGCACACACUGCCUGACCUCCCAUAUGACUAUGGUGCACUUGAGCCUCACAUCUGUGCUGAGAUUAUGCAGCUUCACCACAGCAAACACCAUGCAACAUAUGUCAACAACCUCAAUGUCACUGAGGAAAAAUAUCAAGAGGCACUGGCCAAGGGUGAUGUGACAACUCAAGUCUCCCUUCAGCCUGCACUGAAAUUUAACGGUGGUGGCCAUAUUAAUCACGCCAUAUUCUGGACAAAUCUGUCACCGAAUGGUGGAGGAGAACCACAGGGUGAGCUUUCAGAAGCCAUCAAGCGUGACUUUGGCUCAUUUCAGAAGAUGAAGGAGAAGAUGUCAGCUGCCACAGUGGCUGUUCAGGGCUCAGGAUGGGGCUGGCUGGGCUUUGAUAAGGACAUUGGAAGACUGAGGAUUGCUGCAUGUGCAAACCAAGACCCUUUGCAGGGCACUACAGGUCUCGUCCCACUACUUGGGAUUGAUGUCUGGGAGCAUGCAUACUAUCUCCAGUACAAGAAUGUUAGACCUGACUAUGUUAAAGCCAUCUGGAAUGUUGUGAACUGGGAGAAUGUCAGCAAGCGUUUGCAAGCCGCCAAGAAAUAAACUG
This is a messenger RNA of Carassius carassius (crucian carp), 796 nucleotides long. RefSeq names its product superoxide dismutase 2, mitochondrial (gene sod2). Bases 118 to 792 code for a protein of 224 amino acids. Lineage: Eukaryota; Metazoa; Chordata; Actinopteri; Cypriniformes; Cyprinidae. The record is from RefSeq and is a predicted model, not a curated record. Gene Ontology annotation, molecular function: superoxide dismutase activity; metal ion binding. Gene Ontology annotation, cellular component: mitochondrion. Gene Ontology annotation, biological process: superoxide metabolic process. The transcript is spliced from 5 exons.